Maniola jurtina (meadow brown) is the source of this 1408-nucleotide messenger RNA. Its product is annotated as glycerophosphodiester phosphodiesterase GDPD6-like. The transcript is spliced from 2 exons. Gene Ontology annotation, biological process: lipid metabolic process. NCBI's taxonomy places the organism in Eukaryota, Metazoa, Arthropoda, Insecta, Lepidoptera, Nymphalidae. Gene Ontology annotation, cellular component: periplasmic space. Gene Ontology annotation, molecular function: glycerophosphodiester phosphodiesterase activity. The coding region runs from base 220 to 1368 and encodes 382 amino acids. The record is from RefSeq and is a predicted model, not a curated record.
GUAGGUGCUAUUAUUCUUUAUUUACAUGCAGUUGUUUUAAACUUUCUAAUCCUAAGGUUGUUAAGAAACGUGACCGUAUUAAAUAUACUUAUCACGUUCAAGGUUUUCUAUUUUAAAUUAGUUUGAGGAAAAAGUAUAAUACCUAGACCUACUUUACAUAAAAUACAUUCAAGUAAUGUUCACAUACAGUAUUAACUAGUGCGUCAAACGAUUCUAAACAUGAAUAUUUCAAUCAACAAAAAAAUGUUAAGUUUUGCUGGUGUUUUGGUGCUUCUGACAAUCGGAAUAGUGACAAUAGUGAUUGCAACUCCUACAGCAUUUACAACAGCGAAGUGUCAGGCCAACGACCGCGGGCCUGAUUCUUGUACACCUGUUGUAAUCGCGCACCGAGGCGCUAGCGGUUAUGUGCCCGAACACACUCUAGGCUCCUAUGCACUCGCAAUCACUAUGGGUGCGGAUUACAUUGAACCUGACCUAGUUAUGACUAAGGAUGGACAGCUGAUAUCGAGACACGAUAAUGAGUUAGGCUUGACAACAAAUGUCGCCAGCCACACCGAGUUCGCUGAUCGAUACCGAACACAAACAGUUGAUAGUAACGAAGUGAGCGGUUGGUUUACUGAAGAUUUUACGUUAGCUGAAAUCAAAACCUUAAGAGCGAUCGAAAGAAUCCCGGACAUAAGACCAGGCAACGCUAGAAUGGACGAAGCUUUCCAAGUACUAACCUUUCAGGAAAUAAUUGAUCUAGUAAAAAGCUUACAAAUAAGUCAACGUCGUACUAUCGGUAUUUAUCCAGAGAUUAAACAUAGUAGUCACUUCAAAAAUUUAGGAUUACCGAUGGAGCAGCUGGUCGUUAACACUUUUCAUCGCAACGGCUACCUAGAUUCUGAUGCUCCUGUUUAUAUUCAAUCCUUUGAAAUAAGUAACUUGAAAGAAUUAAAGAAAAUGACGAAUCUUAGACUGUUGCAGCUCUAUGACAGUAAAUCCCUACAGCCAGCUGACCAAGUUUUGUUAGGAACUGGUAUUACUUAUGGUAAUAUGUCCACGCCGGAAGGUUUAGCAGAAGUUGCAAAGUACGCUUCCGCGGUUGGACCUGACAAGAGCUAUAUUAUUCCCCGUAAUGCAGAUAACAGUUUAGGAGAGCCAACUAAUUUUGUGAAUGACGCUCAUGCCGUCGGACUUAAAGUGCAUCCAUACACCUUCCGCGCCGAAAACACGUUUCUGCCCAAAGAAUAUCAAAGCGAUAACCCUUCGAAACAAGCCAGAGGUAAUUUGACUGGUGAACUGCAAAAGUACAUUGAGGCCGGUAUUGAUGGUCUUUUCUCUGAUCAACCUGAUAUACCCUUACGUAUGCAUAGAUCGUGUUUGUGAUAGUGACUAAUAGCAGAAACUGGAAGAUUACCUGAGAGAA